CGCCCAACCAAAUCUUCAUAAGUACGGUUGUCGAAAUAGUUAUCGACAUGGCGACUCCCGAAAUUGUGCAUCUCCCAUUGCCUCACUUGCCUGAUGGCUGGGAUGGUGGUGAGAAGGGGUUCAAAGUCUUGGGAAGUUUGUCUGCUGCAAACCAACGGACCGUUGAGCCCGUUGGGCCACAUUUUUUAGCUCAUGCUCGGAGAAAACGCCAUAAUCGCACUUUCUCCGAAGAUGACCGCAUCCUCGCGCAGGAAAAUGUGAAGAAGGUUGAGGAUGAAGACGAUGGCGAGAUCUCCGAGCCCGAAGACCCUAUCAUGCUCCAGAGGGAUGCAAAGGACUGGAAGGGACAAGAUCACUACGCAGUCCUCGGCUUAAGUAAAUACCGCUACAAGGCCACCAAUGAGCAAAUCAAGCGUGCCCACCGCAAGAAGGUCCUCCGUCAUCAUCCUGACAAGAAGGCUGCUUCAGGUGACUCAGAUGAGAAUGACAACUUCUUCAAAUGUAUCCAGAAGGCUACAGAGAUCCUCCUUGACCCAGUGCGCCGUCGACAAUGGGAUUCGGUCGAUGAGUUGGCCAAUGUUUCACCACCAGGCCCUAAGAAGAAGGGCGAUUUCUUCAAACUCUGGUCCCCUUAUUUCGAAUCUGAAGCCCGAUUUUCCAAGAUCACACCAGUUCCUAUGCUGGGCGACGAGAAUAGUACAAAGGAAGAAGUUGAGGAGUUUUAUAAUUUCUGGUACAACUUCGACAGCUGGAGAUCAUUUGAAUAUGAAGACGAAGAUGUCCCCGAUGAUAAUGAAAACCGUGAUCAUAAACGCCACAUUGAACGCAAGAAUGCUAACGCUAGGCGGAAGAAGAAGACGGAAGAUACUGCCCGUCUACGAAAAACAGUAGACGAUGCUCUUGCAGCCGAUGCUCGUAUCAAGAAAUUCCGUCGAGAAGAGCAUGCAAACAAGAACAAGCGCAGACUAGAAAGGGAAGCUGAGGCCAAACGUCUUGCUGAGGAGAAGGAGAAAGCUAGGCUGGAAGAGGAGCGGCUGAAGAAAGAACGUGAAGAAGCCGCCAAGGCCGAAAAGGCUGAAGGGAAGAAAGCCAAGGAAGCUGCCAAGAAUGCUGCGAAGAAGAACAAGCGUGUGCUGAAAGGAAGUGUGAAGGACGUCAAUUACUUUGUCGAGUCUGGUGACGCGUCUGUGGCACAGAUUGAUAGUGUGCUUGGGGAUGUGGAACAGAUUAUGAGCCAAAUUAAUAAUGAGGAGCUUGCUGCGCUUGCUGGAAAGCUUGGCAAAGCCGGCAAGGAUGCCGCUGCGGUCAAGGCGGUGUAUGCCGAGGAGGCAGCGAGAUUGGUCGGAGACGGAAAGAUAAAAGAUACAGAUAUCAAGAUCUUCAGAACUUAAAAGAAAAUUGGCUAGGGCCAAGUCAUGUGUGACGAGGCAGAACUAGAAUCUUCAAAAAUGUUUUUCACCUUUCUUCGAAAUCCUUGCGUACUCCGUACAUUUCAGAAGAAUUCUUGAUGGCGAUGAAUGACGUCUUAUGCUGAAGAUCAUUUGAUAUUCUGCUGAUCGAUCGCAACUAUCUUGUACCGAGCGAGAGUCUCUCCUGAUGUGCACCCCACUGAUCAUCGUAGUGUCAGUCAUCGUCAUUCGAUCUCUGUAUCAAACCACGGGGAAUCUUACUAACCCGCUGUUUCUGCUUCUUAGCUUUACGCUCAUACAAACCCUACAACAUGU
Molecule: messenger RNA, 1724 nt
Organism: Coccidioides immitis RS
Lineage: Eukaryota; Fungi; Ascomycota; Eurotiomycetes; Onygenales; Onygenaceae
Product: ribosome associated DnaJ chaperone Zuotin
Exons: 3
Coding region: 48-1391 (447 amino acids)
Biological process (GO): regulation of translational fidelity; 'de novo' cotranslational protein folding
Cellular component (GO): cytosol
Molecular function (GO): ribosome binding; Hsp70 protein binding
Source: RefSeq, a predicted model, not a curated record